Messenger RNA from Spodoptera litura, 4261 nucleotides. RefSeq names its product zinc finger protein 711. Gene Ontology annotation, cellular component: nucleus. Gene Ontology annotation, biological process: regulation of transcription by RNA polymerase II. Gene Ontology annotation, molecular function: zinc ion binding; RNA polymerase II cis-regulatory region sequence-specific DNA binding; DNA-binding transcription activator activity, RNA polymerase II-specific. Lineage: Eukaryota; Metazoa; Arthropoda; Insecta; Lepidoptera; Noctuidae. The record is from RefSeq and is a predicted model, not a curated record.
ACAACACUAGCGCACCGCCGCGCCGUCAAGCGAUCGAUGGCGUCGUUUUACGUUUGUUUCGUGAAAAUAAAUAGUUGUAAUGUGUGUUUGUCUACUCGAGUUAGUUAGUUUUUAGGAAUUAUUAUGAGAAACAUAUUAUCUGUGAAGUUAAGUUAGUAAAACGUAAAAAUGGAUCCUAAAACUACGGAUUGGCGAGCCGGUCCAAAUGUUUGUCGUUGUUGUUUAGCGGAAGGGUGUUAUAAGGACAUUUCUACGGAAUAUUUUUGGAUGGGGAAGCGUGAAGUAUACGCUGAAAUGCUUUCCGAGACCCUUAAUCUAAGUAUUGCCUAUUCAAACUCCGGCGGUCCAAACAGCAACAGUCGACUGAUAUGUGAACUAUGUAUAUCUCGAUUACGGGACGCCUCGGACUUCAAGCGGCAGGUCCAGGAGUGUGAGCGGACGUUUCUACGGCAUUUAGACCCAGGCAGCUCAUCGAUGGUCGGCGAGGUUGAAGUGACUGUGGAGCCAACAGAAAUAGAUCCAGACGUAAAACUGGAACACGUGAAACAGGAGAAGGCGGUGAGCGAUGAUGAUGAUGACUUCGACGAACGAUGCGGAUUCGAUGAAGACGAUGAUGACGAUCUUGACGAUCAACCCCUAACGAGACUAGCAAGCAGGAUACCUAAAAAGGAGUCUGUAGACCUCCUAGACCUCCUCGAUAACACUAAAGCGACGGAAAAGAGGAAGUCGUCAUCGAAAACUAAAACAGUGCCCGCCAAAAAGGCUAAAACUAUCAAGAAGGAUGUCAAAGCGACCUCUAGCAAGGCACCAGUUAAAACUGAGAAGAAGAAAAAAGGGUCCACAAAGGAUAUUGACGGACUUGAAAGUAAACCAAAACAAAGAUUGUUCGAACGGUCCGUGGGCCAGAACCCGCAAAGGCAGAACGCUGUUCUAGUACUUAAGCACUCGACAGCUUUCCCUUUUAAGACCCGUUUCAAUAGAAUCGUCUGUUCCUACUGCCACGAUGAGUUUGAGCCAAUGGCCGCGUUGAGGGAACAUAUGAAAGCCGAACAUUCCACUGCUGACUACAACAGCGCUUUCUAUAAAGUCUACGAUGCCCUAAAAGUAGAAAUUACUGAUUUAAAGUGCAACAUGUGUUCACAAGACAUUCCUGAUAUAGAUAAUUUUAUGAACCAUAUUUCGCGUGAUCACAAAAUUAAAGUCAACUUUGAUGUACCUUUCGGAGUUCUGCCUUAUAGACAGGCACCUUCUGGGCGAUGGACUUGUCUGGAAUGCGAUAAAACAUUCCCAAAAUUCUCACAAAUAAAUGUUCAUUUAAGGACGCAUAUGAAAAUUUUCACUUGCGACAAAUGCGGUGCUACUUUUCUGUCAGAUCAUGGUUUAAGACAGCAUGAGCGUAAUUUCAAAUGCUAUAAAUCCUCUUACAAUCCACGUUUCGGAAAAGCCUUGAAAUACAAAAGCAAUACGGAAAUCAUUCUAGAAUGUUCCACCGCUUGUCCGUUUAGAACUUGGGGACAGAAUUUCAACUGUGUAUUUUGCCGAGUGCAAUCAAAUGACCCUAUAGGUUUGAGAGCCCACAUGGCUUCUCGGCACGCGAAUUUUGAUAUCCAACUAGUCUUUAGCAGAAAAAUACGAAAAGAAUUCUUAAAAGUGGACAUAACAGACUUGCAGUGCAAACUUUGUUUUAUACCAAUUGAGACUUUAGAUGACUUAAUGACCCAUCUUAAGAAUGACCACAAACAACCUUUGAAUGCAGACGUACAACCAGGCGUCCUACCAUUUAAACUAAACGAUGGAACAAACUGGAAAUGUGCGAUUUGUAAAAUACAGUUCUCAGACUUUAUAUCCUUAAAGAAGCACACGGCUGAACAUUAUCAGAAUUAUGUAUGCGAUACCUGUGGGGAGGGCUUUAUAACUGAGUCCGCUUUAAAAGCACACACGAAAAUACCGCACGACAACAAAUAUAAUUGCAGUCGAUGCGUAGCAACAUUCACAACUUUAGAAGAGCGAAAUGUUCACAUUAAAACACAGCAUACGACUUUACCAUACAUGUGCGUUUACUGUAAAGAAAAACCGAGGUUUGCAACUUGGGAAUUAAGGAAGCGGCAUCUAAUGGAGUUUCAUAAUUACAAGCCAGGAGCUGAAAUGUAUGAAUGUACGACUUGUCAUAUGACCUUUAAGACUCGUUCUCAGAAGUAUCAUCACAAUGUUAAAGCACAUAGAACUAAGAAAGAGACAGAGUAUAGCUAUCCUUGUGCCAAUUGUCCAAGAGCCUUUGCUUCUAAAUUGUCCCUCGAUAAACAUAUCGCGAAAAAACAUUUUCAUGUAUGAUGUCUUUAGGAGUUUAUGGAAUUUAUGGCCGUUUCCACCAACCUCUUUUAAUUAACACCAACGUCAUUUUGGAUUUUACCAACCUAUAAGUGAUACGUUACAAUACUACAAGUAAGAGUGUAGUUCAGGGGUCCUAACGUUAACUAGUUCUCAGUGAAGAGGUGGUUGGCCAAAACCGUCAUAGUUAAGUAUUUUUUUAACAUCACAUAUUAAGUUAUCUUUUCGUUAAACUCAGAAUAAAGAAGUAGAAAAUGAAAUCAAAUGCAACUUUUGUAAUGCUGGGGUUACAUUAGCGGGUGAAGAUUUUUACCCCAUUGGAGCGCAAAACAUCCCUUCUGGGACAUACACAAUGUUCUUCUCUACAUUGGCGGGUAUUGUCUAGAUUCUGAAAGCGGCCUACGGCGAAUAUUCGUUGUUUAGUUGUGCGGCAGGCGAUGGAGGAAGCAGUUUUCGUUACUCCACUCCAUAGUGUACAAAAACACUAGGAUGUCAGUCCCACUUCAAGGUCUGGACGAUACUGAAGUGACGUAGAUGUGGCGACUCAACCGAAUAUUGUCGCGAAAAGCUCGCCAGUUAAAUAAGAAAUUUUAUUUAUCACGGUAAUUUUCAAGUUUAACCAUUGCGUAAUUCGGCCUUUGUACGAUUUCCAAAACUAUUCAUUUUGGAAUUAAAAUGUGUGGCUAAACUCGUCGCUACUGUUAAAUAUAUUAUAAGCAAACGAAAUAUAAGUAAAAAUAGAGAAGCUAUCGACACACACAUUUAUUACGUCUUCAAUUGUUUUACAAAUUCGCGGGCUCCGCCUCGCACAUAGAUAAUAUAUCACCAUAGACUGUACUAUGACCAUAGAGUAUACCACAGAUACACAACACCGACAGUGCCCCGAAUCUCGAUGGUACAUCGUCUGCACGCGAAUAUAUCGUGUUGCAAUGAUGUAUCCGGCCACAUGCAUCGCCGUAGCCCGCUAAUGUAGCCCCACUAUAAUGAAAAUACUAGUAUUUGUAUAUUGUGGUUAUUUUAUUUUAGACGCGAUGGUUGCUAUCAAGAGGAAAUGCUCAUAUUAACUAAAAUAUAUUUUAAGUCAAAUGAUCUGCCUAGGUUACGUAUGAGCCGGAGCUGCGGACUACCUAACGGGACAUAUAUAUACUAUACCUAUACCAAAGCUCCGGCUCAAAGCAGUAGAGUAGAAAUGGGGUGGUUUUUAGUCAAUAAAAGUCUGAUAAUUCUUCUCGCCACCAAAGGCGGGAGAAGGUAUUGGACGAUUCCCCUUUGAGGAGGGCUCAAGAAAGGUUAUGUAUGAGAGAGUGAGAUAACAAAGCGUACACUAUAUGUGUAUUUAAAAAAAUCUUAAAUACCAUAAUCACAAUGGGAGCUACUCUUUCUUUGUUCACAAGAUGGCGCUAAUCUAGGAAGAAGUCUGUUUGUCCAAUCACUGUAUUGGUCAAAUAUUAAACGUCCAAUGAUGUGAUAGCUAAUUCCCUAUUGGACGAAAGAUGAGAGUACACACUAGCACCAUCUAGUGAGCAAAAAUACAGUUGUCCCCAUUGCAUGACUAUAAAGUCUGUAUACUGCCAUUACUGUGUAAUUUUUAUUCUAAUUUUAACAAUCGUCGGUGCGCCUGCCAAAACUGAUAUGUGCAAAUAUUUGGUUUUUUUUCUUAGCUAGAUGUCCUUCAAAUCGGAUAGCGCAUCGAGUACAAAAACAAAUAUGUGUUAUUUCCCUACAGAAAUCGAUUAGACCAAUCUUAUAUGUGCACUUUCUGGCCAUGAAAAAUUGGUUAUGUGUUCGAUUGGUUACGGUUAUGUGACAUAAAACGCACAUGUCAGAAGUUGCAGCAUCACAUAGACAGUUUGGCAGAUUGAAUAUCAACAGUUUUUGUUUAAAUUUUUUACCAUUUUCUAAGAUAAAUCUGAUAUGUGCACCAAAAUCGAAA